Messenger RNA from Tetrahymena thermophila SB210, 954 nucleotides. Its product is annotated as serine/threonine-protein phosphatase PP1. NCBI's taxonomy places the organism in Eukaryota, Ciliophora, Oligohymenophorea, Hymenostomatida, Tetrahymenidae. The record is from RefSeq and is a predicted model, not a curated record. Gene Ontology annotation, molecular function: protein serine/threonine phosphatase activity. The transcript has 6 exons. Gene Ontology annotation, cellular component: nucleus; cytoplasm.
AUGGACGGAAAAACAGUCAUUGAUAUUGAUGAUAUCCUAUCAAAAUUGAUAGAUCCAAAGCAAAGUAGAGCAGCUAAAAGUUAGGUUUUGGCUGAAAGCGAAAUUAGGGCUGUUUGCAUGAAGUCAAGAGAAAUCUUUUUGCAAUAGCCAAUGCUUUUAGAGUUAGAAGCUCCCAUUAAAAUUUGUGGUGAUGUUCAUGGCCAAUUCCCUGAUUUACUUAGAAUUUUCGAAUACGGAGGAUUCCCUCCUGAUGCCAAUUAUCUCUUUUUAGGAGAUUACGUUGAUAGAGGCAAAUAAUCACUAGAAACAAUUUGUUUGCUCUUAGCUUAUAAAAUCAAAUUUCCUGAGAAUUUCUUCUUGCUUCGUGGUAACCACGAAUGCUCCUCCAUUAAUCGUAUAUAUGGUUUCUAUGAUGAAUGUAAAAGAAGAUAUAAUAUAAAGCUCUGGAAAAUUUUUACUGACUGCUUUAAUUGCCUUCCAGUCUGUGCAGUGAUAGAUGAAAAAAUUAUUUGUAUGCACGGAGGUCUUUCACCUUCUCCUGAAUUUAAUAAUAUAGAAUCUAUUCAUCGUAUAACACGUCCAAUUGAAGUUCCUGACUAAGGUUUAUUAUGCGAUCUAUUGUGGAGUGACCCUGAAAAAGAUAUUCUUGGUUGGGGUGAUAAUGAAAGAGGUGUUAGUUAUAUAUUUGGACCAGAUGAGGUCUCGAAAUUCCUAAAGAAAUAAGAUUUAGAUUUAAUAUGUAGAGCACAUUAGGUAGUCGAAGAUGGAUAUGAGUUCUUCGCAAAAAGAUAGUUAGUCACAAUCUUUUCAGCUCCUAAUUAUUGUGGUGAAUUUGAUAAUUGCGGUGCUUUAAUGUCUGUAGAUGAGACUUUAAUGUGUAGCUUCUAAAUAUUAAAACCUGCAGAUAAAAAAUCUUAAACUUAACGUCCUAAAACUCCAAAGUUUGUCAAUUGA